UGAGUUUUCUGUUUUAGUUCGCGUGCACUAACCAUACUGAGCGGUCAUUUAGUGCUCACUAUUUUCGUUCACAAUACGUCUCGUGUUAUAAGUGCCUGUGAUUUGUUAUUAACUGUACGGAUGACUGAUAUUUCUAUAUCCUUUUUGGUGGACCGUGAAAAGCAAGGAGGCGUGAUGGAAAGUUGCUAUAAAUUGUACACAUGGAUCAACCAUACUUUGUUGAUGCUGCUAAUGCAAAUACUAUGGAAAAUAAGCCAAAUUUCUAACUACUUUAAACAAAAAUCCGUUGAAGAACAUAAGUCAGAAAGAACAUUCGUCUUAACACCUCUCACCAGAGACUACAAAUUUAGAAGACACAUACGUUCAAUGUCGGAUGUGCAAAACAGUACUCCAUAUAGAAUUCCUUACCGGUCUAAGAAAAACUUCUCACUCACCUACGACUCCGACACUAGGUCGAGAAGAUUGCCCUACUGUCUACCAUUCGACUCGUCAGAUUCUAGUGAUUUGUGCGAAUUACCAAAAAGAAGAAUAGAAUACGAGAUCUUAAAGCAUUCGGACUCAAUGCGCGUAUUGUAAGAACUUUGGUAUUGCUGACAGCACAAAUGUUACCAGCACAAGUAAAUGUUAGAAGGCUAACAUGCUUAUAUUUUUGACUACCCGCGUAGUUGUAACUGGAAUGUGAAUGUUUCAUUUUAAUAACGUCAAGUCGUCAAGAUGCCUGCAAGAAAAAAGCAUUUUCUUGAUAGUUUUGACAAUUGACAUUUAAGAGUCGAGCACGAUGUGAAUAUGAAUCCGUAUAUGCUAUUGAUUGUUAUUUGGAUCUUUAUAAUAUUGAAGUUUAUAAUUUUCACUUGUUUUAUAGCACUGCGAACAGAACGUUAUACCUAUAACUUCUUUUACAAGUAAAACUAAGACGACGAUCUCAGGAGAAAUGCUAUAAAUUAUAAAUUGUAUUUAUUAUAUUUCUUGACAGUUCUACUUAUAAUCUUUUCGCAAAUAACUGUAAUAUCUACUAUCACGCUGCAAUAGGAAAAAAUUCUAAUAAAAAAAAUAGUAAUUUUCCUCUUUAUAAUAUUUUGUUAAAAUUAACCUUUAGAAAUCGUUGACCUCGUAAUCGAUUAACGCAUACAAGUUUCAAAGAGAAUUUAUGUAUAGAACCUAAAAUAGUUAUCAGUUGAUAAAAAAUUGUACUAAUCUCUUCAUUGGAACUACGAAAGAUAAGCUUUAAAUUAUUCUGGAGGUUGUUUGUGAAUUGAAAAAUAUAUAUUGUGAAGGCACAGGAAAAUUAAAAAAUGCAUUAACACAGGCUAUAUAUAAAUACACAGCUCUAGGUUGUCUUUGCUUAUGGUAUAUAUAACAAAUCAUAAUUUGUCUUGAAGCUGUUAUUAUUGUUAAGAUCAUAAGCUGUACAUGCUUGACUAAUUACGUUUAACUUUUGUGUUGGUUAAUGUGUCCAAUUACUACGAAUAACUAACCUAAGUGAUUAAAUGAGACUGUGAUCGUGUUAGGAUAAUAACUGUAAUUAUUUAAACAUAAGAAAGGAUGUAGUUAAGUUAAUUAUUAAGUAUAAUAUGUAAUAAUGUCUAAUAUGCCAUAACAUUUAUUUUUGUCUAAUAAGACUGUCUCUAAUAUAGACGAAACGACGCAAAUCUGUAAUUAUUUUAAUCAAUUUAAAAUUAUAUAAAAGUCCAUUAUUAUAUAUAAUAUUAUGAUUUAAAUAAAAAUAACUUGUUGACUAACAUGGUUGGUAAAUUAUUUAUAACUUGCUAUGUGAAAAGUUAAAAUAAUGCCUUCUGAAAAUGUAAAACUUUCAUCAGAUAAAUUGAUGAGUCUUAAAUGACAACAAUCCAACCGUUUAUAAAAAAAAAAACAUUAAAAUUCUAUAAUUAAUUAUUAUUUUGAAUGUUUUCCUACCAAUAAUAAAAUUUGGAUAAAACCAAAACAACCAUUGUUAUAAUAUUUUGUUUUUAUUCUGAUUGGAGAAUAUUAUGCCAUAAACAAUAUUCAAUCCAAUUUUUUGUAUGGCAAUAGUUAUAACUUUAAAUUCAAUUUAUUCACAAUUAAACUGUAUUCACACUAUGUAUGGUAGGUAUUGAGUUAAUCUUGAUACCUAUGACAUGCGGUAUCAACAGAAGUGUUGAUACCUAAACUCUAUCAACCUGACUAAUUAUUACUUUGAAGGUAAAGGAAAUUUUGUGAAAAUAAAUUUAUUUUAUAAUAUUUGAA
Messenger RNA from Pieris rapae (cabbage white), 2226 nucleotides. RefSeq lists its product as uncharacterized. Lineage: Eukaryota; Metazoa; Arthropoda; Insecta; Lepidoptera; Pieridae. The transcript is spliced from 2 exons. The record is from RefSeq and is a predicted model, not a curated record. Bases 121 to 576 code for a protein of 151 amino acids.